CCACCAUCUUCAGGGUCUUCUGUGCUGACUCUCGACGCUAAUUGACGCUUUGACUGUGGACAUAGAGAUGGAUAGAACGAUUUGGUGGACAAUAUUAUUGUUAUCGGGCCUUCGUGUUGCUGCACAGGCAAAUGUCCCUGCUUGUGUAUCGACAUGUAUGAGCCAAGUUGCGAGUCAGGUGGGAUGCGCGGGCUCACAAGAUCUACCUUGCGUAUGUAAAUCGCAGACCUUCAUCUCGGAUGUUAUGCAAUGCUUUGCAUCAUCGUGUGACGUGGAUGAUCAAGAGACGGGUAGCGGGAUUGUGCGGGCUGAAUGUAUUGUGUUCUCGUCAGCUUCUGUCACUUUGCCUACAUCAACGACAUCUGGAACGGAGACGAGUCCUACAAGUACUGUGACGAUUACAACUACAGAUACCAGUUUGGGCGCAACAGAUACCUCUUCUGCAUCAACUAACCCUCCUGUUACGACAUUUACGACAACAUUCUCCAUUCCACCAGCUACAUCUGUGAUCACCAGCACUCUCAGUCCUGGUACAUCCGGGUCAGCUACAGCAAACUCAACUCUGAGCACGGAAACGUCAAUAUCGACUGCUAGCGACUUGACUUCUUCGACGCUGACUGUACCGCCUUCAAGUACGUCGAGUUCACCGAGCUUUGAGGCUACUGUGACUAGUACGAGGAGUGUUGCACCUCCUGAAACGAGUGGAAACUCUGCUGUUGCUGGGCGGUUGGGUACUUUGAACGGGAACGGACAACUCGGGUUUGGUGUUAUACUGCUUUCGUUUGUUUGCGUUGUAGUUGCCUCUUUCUUCUUCUGAUGCACUAAGACAUUGGUAUGCGUUUCGUGUCCUCCUAGGACCUUGUUGCACUUCGUGAACUGGUUAUGGAAUUCUUCUGGAACUUUUUAUUGCUUUGUGACGAAUUUUUCCCUCUCCCGAGCUGAUUCCACUGUACUACAACAAGGAAAGAU
Fomitiporia mediterranea MF3/22 is the source of this 969-nucleotide messenger RNA. RefSeq lists its product as uncharacterized. The transcript is spliced from 4 exons. The coding region runs from base 68 to 817 and encodes 249 amino acids. NCBI's taxonomy places the organism in Eukaryota, Fungi, Basidiomycota, Agaricomycetes, Hymenochaetales, Hymenochaetaceae. The record is from RefSeq and is a predicted model, not a curated record.